Molecule: messenger RNA, 1389 nt
Organism: Prosopis cineraria
Lineage: Eukaryota; Viridiplantae; Streptophyta; Magnoliopsida; Fabales; Fabaceae
Product: hyoscyamine 6-dioxygenase-like
Exons: 2
Coding region: 45-782 (245 amino acids)
Source: RefSeq, a predicted model, not a curated record
UUCUCGAGUUCCUUCGUUAUUCACCCUGAUCAAUCCUGUGAUCCAUGGAGAACCUUGUUUCAAAUUGGUACAAUUGGCGAUCUGUACCUGACGAUUACAUAUUUCCUCCAGAAACGAGACCAGGGAACCCCCAUGUUCCACUAGCUGAAAGCAUCUCAGUGAUUGACCUCAGCCAACCAGACAAAGGCGAUCCAACCCUAACCAUUCAGAAAAUUAUCAAGGCCGCUCAAGAGUUUGGAUUUUUCCUGGUUCAUGCCGUACAUAUCUCAUAUAUAUAUAUAUAUAUAUUGGUAUUUUUCCGGUUUGGUGAAAGAACAAGAAAAUUUACAAUGACGUGUGUGAUGAUUGAAAAUAUAGGUGAUCAAUCAUGGGAUUCCGGACAAUAUGAUCUGAUCGAUGAAACAAUGAGUGUGUGGAAGGAGUUCUUCCAGUUGCCGGCGGAUGCCAAGCAACACUUAUACACAGAGGGUUUCACCGCCAAGGAUUGCUGGCUAGCUACGAGCACUCUAAAUUAUGUUACCGAGAAGGUUCAUCUAUGGAAAGUCGCUCUCAGACACUCAUUUCAUCCUUUAGAGAAGUGGCAGUAUAGGUGGCCUCAAACCCCAGCUAGAUACCAAGAGUGUGUUGGAGCGUGUUCGGUGGAAGUUAAGAAGUUGGGUUCCAGGAUUUUGAGGUUAAUCAGUGAAGGACUUGGACUGCAUGCUGAAUAUCUUGAGGGUGAAUAUAGCCAAGCGACGAUCCUAUCUGCUAAUCAUAUGCAACAUAUCCUGAACCAGAAUUGACUCUAGGAGUAUCCAAGCACGCUGAUCCUUUCAUCAUAACCCUUUUACUCCAAGAUGACUAUGGACUUCAAGUGUUGAAGGGUGUUCAUCCUAUCCCGCAUGCUAUUGUGGUCAAUAUAGGCUCCCUGUUGCAAGUAUCUACAGACAGAUCUAAUAAUUCUUCAUUCACUCUAGCUAGCUAGGUCAGAUCAGCUAGAAUUAAAUAACUGAUUUCAAUGACAGCAAAUGAUGGUGUUAAAUAAUGGUUAAGUUGAUUAUAUGUUGAGGAUGCAGGUGAUCAGUAGCAGGAAGUUGAAAAGUGCAGAGCACAGAGCCGUGACAAAUUCGAGUAAAGCUCGAACUUCGGCCGCAUUUUUCAUAGGUGCUUCGGAGGAGAGUAUUGUAGAACCAGCAAAAGCUCUCAUUGAUGAACUCCAUCCUCCGAUUUACAAAUCCUUCAAGCGCAAAGAUUUUCUUUCUAAAUUAUAUGCAACUUACGGUGACUCACAAGCCACGCUAGAAUUUUUCAAGGCAUAACACCGAAGGAUGUAUAUAUCAGAAUCUCUGUGUAUGUUCCUUUUUUUGUUCUAUAUAUAGGCCUCAUUUUAAGAUGGAUCUGCUUGCAACC